Messenger RNA from Mastomys coucha (southern multimammate mouse), 6107 nucleotides. RefSeq names its product cap binding complex dependent translation initiation factor (gene Ctif). Gene Ontology annotation, molecular function: RNA binding; protein binding; translation activator activity. Lineage: Eukaryota; Metazoa; Chordata; Mammalia; Rodentia; Muridae. The transcript is spliced from 12 exons. The record is from RefSeq and is a predicted model, not a curated record. Gene Ontology annotation, biological process: regulation of translational initiation. Gene Ontology annotation, cellular component: cytosol. The coding region runs from base 302 to 2173 and encodes 623 amino acids.
ACAUUCUCUUUCCCUGUGUCAGUACAGGGAUCGUUUUUUUUCCUUCCUCUACUCCCUCCCUCUGCCUGCCCCUCCCUCCCUGUCUCCCUUCCCUCCCUCCCUCCCCUCUCGACUGGGUCGGUCUGCCGAGGUGCCGGAUCCCCUCACGGCUGGGACGAGCCGAACUCCCGGCAGGAGUCCGCUCUUCGGAGCCUGGUCCCUCCCUUCCCCUUCCCUGCCCCCUUCCCCCACCCCCGACGCGGGCUCCGCGCGGCGGCCAGAGGAACCCCGAGCUGCCGGCCCCGGUCCCUGAGUCGGAGGGAUGGAGAACUCCUCGGCAGCGUCAGCCUCCUCAGAGGCGGGAAGCAGCCGCUCCCAGGAGAUCGAGGAGCUGGAGCGCUUCAUUGACAGCUACGUGCUGGAGUACCAGGUGCAGGGGCUGCUGACCGACAAGACAGAGGGUGACGGCGAGAGCCAGAGGACACAGUCCCAUAUCUCCCAGUGGACGGCUGACUGCCGAGAACAGCUGGAUGGUGGCUGUUCCUUCCCCAGAGGGCGAGCUCCGCCACAGCAGAAUGGCAGCAAAGACAACUCCCUGAACAUGCUGGGCACAGAUAUCUGGGCCGCCAAUACCUUUGAUUCCUUCAGUGGUGCCACCUGGGACCUGCAGCCUGAAAAGCUGGACUUCACCCAGUUCCACCGAAAGGUCCGCCACACACCCAAGCAGCCCCUGCCACACAUCGACAGAGAAGGAUGUGGAAAGGGGAAGCUGGAAGAUGGAGAUGGGAUCAGCCUGAACGACAUUGAGAAGGUCCUCCCAACCUGGCAGGGCUACCAUCCGAUGCCCCACGAAGUAGAGAUUGCACAUACCAAGAAGCUGUUCCGAAGGAGGAGAAACGACCGAAGACGGCAGCAAAGACCUCCAGGAGGAAACAAGCCCCAACAGCAUGGUGACCAUCAGCCAGGCAGUGCCAAACACAACCGGGAACACCAGAAAUCCUACCAGGGGGGCUCAGGGCCCCACCCCUCAGGGAGGCCCACGCACCACGGCUACAGCCAGAACCGACGCUGGCAUCACGGCAACAUGAAGCAUCCACCGGGAGACAAGGGAGACGCGGGCAGCCACCGCAACGCCAAAGAGACCGCGGCCGUUGAGAACCCCAAGCUUGAAGACGGCCCAGGAGAUGCUGGACACGGUGGCCUUGAGCCCCCCUGCAGCCCCGACACUCUGACCCCAGCAGCUUCCGAGAGGCCGGCUCCUCAGCCUCCGAGGAAUCCGGAGGCUGAGACAAAGCAUAAAGACACUGCUCCGUCUGAGCGUCUCGGGGAGCGGCCCAAAAUCACCCUGCUCCAGUCCUCCAAAGACAGGCUGAGGCGAAGGCUGAAAGAAAAGGUACCGGACAUCCCGAAUCCCACUGAGACUUCAGCUCCACUGAGGUGUGUUUUAUGUGUCCCCCAUGCCCCCCAGGACGAAGUGGCGGUAGAGACAAGCAGCCCUCAGCCAAGCAAGAUGGACAGGCUGACGGAGAUCCUGAACAGCAUGAGGAACAACAGCAGCGAUGUGGACACCAAGCUCACCUCCUUCAUGGAGGAGGCACAGAACUCCACCAACUCUGAGGAGAUGCUGGGAGAGAUCGUGCAGACCAUCUACCAGAAGGCCGUGUCAGACCGCAGCUUCGCCUUCACGGCCGCCAAGCUCUGCGACAAGAUGGCCCUCUUCAUGGUCGAGGGGACCAAGUUCCGGAGCCUGCUCCUCAACAUGCUCCAGAAGGACUUCACUGUGCGUGAGGAGCUGCAGCAACAGGAUGUGGAGCGCUGGCUGGGCUUCAUCACCUUCCUGUGUGAGGUGUUCGGAACCAUGCGGAGCAGCACUGGCGAGCCCUUCCGAGUGCUGGUGUGCCCCAUCUACACGUGCCUCAGAGAGCUCUUGCAGUCUCAGGAUGUGAAGGAAGACGCAGUCCUCUGCUGUUCCAUGGAGCUACAAAGCACAGGCCGGCUGCUAGAGGAGCAGCUGCCAGAGAUGAUGACGGAGCUCCUAGCCAGCGCAAGAGAUAAGAUGCUGUGCCCCUCGGAGUCCAUGCUCACCCGGUCCCUGCUCCUGGAGGUCAUCGAGCUCCAUGCUAACAGCUGGAACCCUCUGACGCCCCCCAUCACGCAGUACUACAACAGGACCAUCCAGAAACUGACGGCCUGACAGCCGAGGGGGCCUGGCGGGCAGCCCAUGGGCAGCUGGGGCCCUGGUGCACAGGGCCAGAUGGACAGGCGAAAGGACAGGGGUGGCCCUGGUGGGAAAGAGAACUGAAAAGGGAGGCAGGUAGCCACGGUGGCCAGUUCUGGAGCCAGCGGAGGAGGGGAUCGGAUCCCUUAGAAGGGCUCCCCGUGCAGCCCCCCCCAAGCCUGCGCAUGUGACAGCUCACACCAAGGGAAAAGCAUGUCUCUUUGUCCUGGUGGUCACCCGCCCUUGCUCUCUUCUCCUCGGCUCCAGUCCUCCCAGCCCCCUACCUUCCAGCCCAUCCCCCACAGAGCUUUAUGGGAGUAAUCUCUGCCUCUCCUCACUGUCUACAGCUGCCUCUCAGCCUCCCACACCUCUGGCCACCGCUUGGGUCAGCCAGGACUGCUGAAGGCUGAAAAAGUGAGUCGAGACGGCUCUCAUUGUUCCCACGUGCUGUCAGCCACGGUCGCCAACUGGCAGCAGGCAGCGUGCAGCAGAUGUCUGGGAGGACAAAGGCAGGCACGGUCCCCACCAGCCGCCCAUAAUUGAUGGCCUUUGUCAGCCCCAGCGGAGCUUGGAGAGAGGCUUUUCUCCUCUAACCUCCGUGCUCCACCCUCCAACCCUCAGCCUCCAGCCCCGGGGCCCGCCGCUCCCCCAGGCAGAGAAGGGAGAGCCGGGGCUCACAGCUCAGCUUGAACCCUUUUAUUUUGUUUUUCAGAAGUCGGUUGCUUUGAAGUCUCUUUUCCUCAAUGAAAAUGCCCUAGAUUUUGUGAUCACAUAGUUCUUCCCUCAAGGAUCCCCCUGAUUAGUGAGAGAUCAAACCCUAACCCCCUCUGGAAAGAAUCUAGCCACUAGCAGCUUGCCAGUAGCCAGCUAGUAAUUGGAAACUUCUGGCCCAAUGGGGGUCCCCACUGGAAUCCUGUGUUCCUGGGCCCCUGUCCUGCAGUGCCUCUGUUCUGUCCACUGCUCGCUUCCAAAGGGCUGAUACUGUCCUCUGGACUGACUGCCUUAGGACCUGCCCUGGCCCCUGUUACAGCCAACAGGGCCAGGAACGAGGCUGGCAAAUUAAAACCAAAUGCAGGCCUUGUUCCAAGCUGUUGGAGGAAGAGCUCACUGCUGGCUUCACGGGUCCUGGAGCCUCCUCCAUGAUCCCUUGCCUCAUCCCAGGCAAGACCCACAAGCCCUACCUCCAAGCCUGCUGGGGAGAGGGGAAGUCGUUGGGUCCUGACUGGGACAGUUUGGUUAGGCGACCGCCACCAGGCAGACCACGACCAGGCAGACAGUUCUUCAGGCUAGAAACAAAGCUCGGGUGUCUUGGGAGACUCUGGUCCCAUGGAAGAGCCACUUCUAUAAUGGCUAGGGAGGAGGACGAGGCAGUCUUGCUGGGAUGACCGGUGGCUCCUCAGCCUCGUCUCUGGGAAGCCAGAACCCACACUUUGAUGAUUCCCCACCACCACCCAGAACAUGUGUCCAAGCCCAGUGGCUUCCUAGUUUGCCCUUUUCACUAGGCCUGGUCAUACCUGGACCAUGGUGGAGGCUCUUAACCAGUGGUUCUCAACCUGUGGGUCAUGACCCCCGUGUGGAAUCGAACCACCCUUUCACAAGGGUCACACAUCAGAUAUCCUGCGUAUCCAAGAGAUUUACGUUACGAUUCAUAACGGUAGCAAAAUUACAAUUAUGAAGUAGCAAACGAACAUAAUUUUGUGGUUGGGGGAGGGGGGUCACCACCGAAUGAGGAAGGGCAGGAGUGUUAAAGGGUCACAGUAUCGGGAAGGUUGAGAGGCACUGCUCUCUAGGCCUCCUAGUUGAAUUCGAGCUGUCUAGAGUGAAAAAGGGACGGUUUCUCCUAAUUGCCCCAAGUCUAGAAGAAUAGAAAGGGACCCGAGUGGGGGAGUUCCCGAGUUCUCUCUGGCUGUCUCCAGCUGAAGCGUUCCCGUCCCAAGAUGGGGCCUCUGAAGAGGACUGCUGGGAAAAAGAGGUCAUGGCCACCCCAGCUUGGAUCUCUUUCCUUUUCUUCCCAUUCUUUUCUCUGCUUCUUGCUGCCUUGUCUCCUACCCCAGCCCUUAGGCUGAGCCUGGAGCCCAGGGACGCUAUGAGCCUCACAGGAGGUGUUGAGGGACAGGCGGAAUGGCCAGAGAAGACACCAGAGAAAUCAUGCUCGUGUAGAGUCGGGCAGCCCAGGCCCACAGGCACCUGCUCCCUGCAGCCUCAGGGAGCCACACGAGUGCUUCCAUAGGCUGUUUCCCAGGUGUCUAUAGGGUGGUGUGUGGGGCGUGUGUGUGUGUGUGUGUGUGUGUGUGUGUGUGUGUGUGAACACAUGUAUGUAUAUUUGCAAAGAGUGAAGCAGGACCAUGAGGAAGAAAGAGACUGAUGGUGGGGACUCAAGCCACAGUAGAGAGGUCUCCUAGACUCGCUCACAGGGCUUGCAGAGUAGGCUCCACACAGUGGCUCCCAAACACUGUGUAGAAGUGCUAGUGUCCCCUAAAGAGGCAGAGACCAUGGCUUUGUGGGCACCGUGGGCCUAAUUCAGCUACUUCUUAAUGUCCUAUUGGAGGGUCUUGCCUCAAGAGCAUCCCCUCCUAGGGCCUUGAGGACCAGUAUGAAGAUGCAAGAUAUAAAUAUGUAUACAUAUAUAAAUAUAUUUUUAAUUACAUGUUAUGUCCCGGUGGCUCCAGACUUGCAGUUUGCCUAGUGUAUUCCAUUGUUCGAAACCACUUCCUGGUCCAUCCUGAUGUGACACUUCCAGCUGUCUGUCUGUCGCCCGUUUUAAAUGCAGAUCCCUGCUACUUUGUCAAACAUGGAAAGAAAACCUUUUUUUUUUUUUUUUAAUUUUUUUUUAAAGAGAUGACAGUAAAGCCUAAAAUCUAACAGACUGAGCACCUUCCUGUGGGAGACAACUCAAGCAGAAAGAGGGAGGACUUGCAGGCACCCACAAACCCUGACCUCCCCAGGACAGAGCCUCUCGUGCUGCCAGAGGAACGGCCUAUCAAAGCCCACCUGUGAUGAAUGAACCGGAGGCAAACCUCUCUCAGCCUUGUGCUGUCCUGUCUGGCUAUGAGGAUCUGAUAUUGAGCCUUUUUAAGCUCCCCUCUCUGUCAGGACAAGAGACACUUUUCCACUCAAGUGGCCUACAGGUCACUGUCCUCCUCAUGAGCUGGCCAUAUAUUGCCUACGCUCUGGGACCACAGCUCCUGUCGGGCUCUCAACCUCCCCUGGACAAGGCCAGGACCCUCACCACCAACCACCUCUUCUCCCCCCCCAAAACCAUCUUCAUCCAUGCAUCCUUCCUCAUCCAGUCUGUAAACCUUUACAGUUUGGGGAUCAUCUUGUCCAUUUGUGUAAAUGUAAAUGUUGACCCGAUUGGUAUUUAUUCUAAUUUUUAUUGUAUUUUAUUUUAUUUUGUCUGAGGGUGGGGGGUGGGAAGUAUACCACUGGUUGCAACCAGGGCAGCUGCAGGGAUGCAGCCCAGGCAGCAAGAGAAGCAGCUCCUUGGGGCCACUCUAGAUGGCAGCCUCUGAGUAGCCACAACCUAGGCUGUUACCUGGAAUCAGAAGCCAGACAGUGUUCAUUGUCCCAUACACUCAGGCCUGCCUAUGGCGUGAUGUCCCUCAGCUGCCUGGCACCGUGUUGGAAAACCUCUGACUGGGUCUUUGAGGAGGUGGGUUGGAGAGAAUAGAAUUCUCCUCUGCUCAGGACACUUGCCCCAGAAGAUCAAUCUGGAGCCUCACUGAGCCAGCUGGAAGCCUGACAACAGGACCUACCUCCCUGGAGCAGGGUCUGGAGAUUGCCGCCAAAGCUAUGGGCCAAUCCUGCUCGCACCAACCCCUUCCCUCCACCCUGUAUAACCUGCUUCCCAGCUGGACCCAAACUACAAGUGGGUUUAAAAAAAAAAAAUAAACGAUACCAAAAACCAAAA